UUUUACUUUUUGGCAGUCGUCGGUGGCGAAGCAGACAGCGCGCAACAAGAUUCUGUUCAAUCGGCAAAAACGCGUUUGUUUUCCGCACACUUUUCGGUUUCGCAUAGGAAAGUGCAAAUUUCGUCCACCGUUGUCCCUAAUCUAAUUAGUCUCAUGAUGGCGAACGAAACGGCUGCAAAAUCAACGAAAUCCUCCCCCACCCCCGCAGUGGAGCCGGAAUCCAAACUGAAGAUCCUGGCCCUGCACGGCUACCGGCAAAACGGCGACGGGUUCAAAUCCAAACUCGGCUCCUUCCGGAAGUUCAUCGGCAAACAUGCCGAGUUGGUGUUCGUAACGGCACCACACAUUGCCCCACCCCUGCCGGACAGCGAAGCGGGGACGGAACCUGAUCCGGCCCAACGCAGCUGGUGGUUCAACAAGGACGACGGCACCUUCAAGGGAACGAACAAAAAUGGCCCGGCCAUCGGAUUCGAGGACAGUCUCAAGCUGGUGGAGAAGGUCUGGAAGCAGGAGCAGUGCUGUGGAUUGCUUGGAUUCUCGCAGGGCGCUUGCUUCGUGGGGCUGCUGUGCGAUUUGAGUGCCCGGGGGAUGACGUCGAUCAAACCGGAAUUCGCCGUGCUUUCGUCCGGCUUCCGGUCGGGGAGUUUAGUGCAUCUCAAUUGCUACGAAACCAAGGUGCAGAUUCCGUCGCUGCACAUCUACGGCGAGGCGGACGAGAUUAUUCCCAAAGAAAUGAGCAUGGCCCUGGCGGACACCUUCACCGACCCGCAGAUACUCACCCAUCCGGGUGGGCACUUUUUGCCGGCCCAGGCCAGCCAGAAGCAAACCUACGUAGAGUUCUUCCGCGAGCGGUUGCAGUUCCAUCUGGAAGCGCAGGAGAUCGAGAAUGCCACCGCCGCCAACAGCAUUCUGGUGGACGACAGUGGGCCCGCUGGGAAUGGCGUGCACGACGAUGAUGAUGAUGAUGACGAUUCGGAUUAGGAAGACGGUGGAUGGGAUUGUAAAAUACAGUUAUGUUCGCUCUUUGGUAA
This is a messenger RNA of Aedes aegypti (yellow fever mosquito), 1031 nucleotides long. RefSeq names its product esterase AAEL000016. The transcript is spliced from 2 exons. NCBI's taxonomy places the organism in Eukaryota, Metazoa, Arthropoda, Insecta, Diptera, Culicidae. The coding region runs from base 154 to 981 and encodes 275 amino acids. The record is from RefSeq and is a predicted model, not a curated record. Gene Ontology annotation, cellular component: nucleus; cytoplasm. Gene Ontology annotation, biological process: response to retinoic acid.